Photinus pyralis (common eastern firefly) is the source of this 2010-nucleotide messenger RNA. It is a transcript of the gene deltaCOP, whose product is annotated as coatomer subunit delta. Gene Ontology annotation, biological process: retrograde vesicle-mediated transport, Golgi to endoplasmic reticulum; Golgi localization; endoplasmic reticulum to Golgi vesicle-mediated transport. The transcript has 9 exons. The coding region runs from base 157 to 1695 and encodes 512 amino acids. The record is from RefSeq and is a predicted model, not a curated record. NCBI's taxonomy places the organism in Eukaryota, Metazoa, Arthropoda, Insecta, Coleoptera, Lampyridae. Gene Ontology annotation, cellular component: cytosol; COPI vesicle coat.
CGAAAACCGGCGACGUAACCAAAAUUCCUAAGUAAGUCACUAAAACAGCACACGUCAACGUCAUCUUCGUCUGUGUGUCUUCUGGGUGUAAUGUCAACAUACAAUUAACAGAAUUAGCUUUAAAUACGUUAAAUUGUCUCUAGCAAAUCGUUCGCUAUGGUGCUAAUAGCAGCAGCGGUAUGCACCAAAGCAGGGAAAACAAUUGUCUCUCGCCAGUUCGUGGAAAUGACGAAAGCUCGAAUAGAGGGCCUCCUGGCCGCGUUUCCCAAACUGAUACCGUCGGGAACGCAGCACACGUUCGUCGAGACCGACUCCGUUAGGUACGUCUACCAGCCCCUCGAAAGGUUGUACAUGCUGCUAAUUACGACCCGAGCCAGUAACAUCCUCGAGGACCUGGAGACGCUACGUCUAUUUGCGCGUGUCAUUCCCGAGUACUGUAGAUCGCUGGAGGAGACCGAAAUAGUCGAAAACGCGUUCAAUCUAAUAUUCGCCUUCGACGAGAUCGUCGCGCUCGGUUACAGGGAGAGCGUGAACCUGUCGCAGAUACGGACGUUCGUCGAGAUGGACUCGCACGAGGAGAAGGUGUACCAGGCGGUGCGGCAGUCGCAGGAGCGCGAGGCGAAGAACAAGAUGCGCGAGAAGGCGAAGGAGUUGCAGAGACAGCGCAUGGAGGCGGCGAAAAAGGGCGGCAAGCCGGCGUUCGGCGGCUCGAGCGGCGGUUUCGGAAGUUCCGCGUUGUACACGCCCGCGCCGUCCGUCGGCGACAUGGCGAAUAUUAGUAACGACAUUAAGCCACCCUCGUAUACUAGCGUUCAGAAACAACUGCCGACGCGCGCCAUGAAGUUGGGUAGCAAAGGAAAGGACGUCGAGUCGUUCGUCGAUCAGCUGAAGUCGGAAGGGGAGAGCGUCACUGCCGUCAAUAACGUAUCGCAAGCUAGCCACAAGUCGAUCGCCAUCAAGCCGGAAAUCGACGGGGUGUACCUUAAGCAAGAGGAGAAGUUGAUAGUGCGAAUGGGACGCGACGGCGGCGUUCAGCAGUUCGAAUUAUCCGGCCUUAUUACGUUACACAUUAGCGACGAGAAGUGGGGACGGAUUCGGGUACAGCUCAAAAAUCAAGAUUCGCACGGCGUGCAGCUGCAGACGCAUCCGAAUGUGGACAAGGAAUUAUUUAAGUCGCGCUCUCAAAUCGGUUUGAAGCAGCCAAAUAAGCCAUUCCCCCUUAACACAGACGUCGGCGUACUAAAAUGGCGCCUACAGGGAACGGACGAGGCGUUCGUGCCGCUUCUGAUCAACUGCUGGCCGUCGGAAACGGGCGAUGGCGGCUGCGACGUAAACAUCGAGUACGAACUGACGCAUUUGGAUCUCGAGCUGGUCGACGUUAACAUUUGCAUUCCAUUGCCGAUUGGAUGUACGCCGAUCGUCGGCGAGUGCGACGGCACCUACUCGCACGAGUCCAAACGAAAUCAGCUGGUGUGGUCGCUGCCGCUUAUCGACGCGAGCAACAAGAGCGGUUCCUUUGAGUUUUCCGCGCCGCGGGCCAUACCCAACGACUUUUUCCCGCUCAACGUGAUGUUCAAUUCGAAAUCUACGUACGCACAGAUUCAGAUCACCGAAGUCUUGCUAGUCGACGACGAGUCCGCCGUUAAGCAUACAGUCGAUACGAUGCUCUUUCCGGAUAAGUACGAAAUUGUGUAACAGUGUCUUAUGGCGUAGUGAGCUGUAUAAAAAAAUUAUUUUGUACAAAAUAUUCAAAUUCCUCUCCGUCUUGUUUUAAACAUAUUUUCUUAUAACUUGUACAUACAGCUAAACACUAUCUCUAAGGUGUAUUAACCUUGCUUAGUCCUAUUUAGGUGUAAUUUAGUUUAUUUUUAGUGCGUUAACGGCGAUAGAGCAAGGUUGCCAAACUGUUAAGAAAGCACUAACCGAACCAUUUUAUUUUAAUCACUUUUCUAAUGUUAUGCUUUUUUGUAAGAAUACAGGUGUAUAUUAUAAAACAGAUAUUUUUGAGAA